Molecule: messenger RNA, 274 nt
Organism: Entrophospora candida
Lineage: Eukaryota; Fungi; Glomeromycota; Glomeromycetes; Entrophosporales; Entrophosporaceae
Source: the annotation of a GenBank genome assembly
AUGACAAACAAAGACAUUCAAUAUAUCACAGACAAUGUGCCAUUUGACUAUAUUUCCGAUUCUUCUGGCUCUGAACCAUCCAAAGAAAAUGAUCAAGAUUUGAAAUUACUGGAAACUGAGAUAAGUAUAAGUGCAUUGUCUGAAAAUAACAAUAUCCUAAUUUAUAUUGAGAAUUUAGUAGUGGAAAUGCCGAUUACAUUUUGCCCAUUAUGCAAAUUAAAUCAUGAGGAAGGUGUAGAAGGCAGAUAUGAAACUGGGUCCCAUUAUAUUAAAU